CCCGCCGCCCAGCAGCAUCCGAAAGACCGCCUCCUUAGAAAUCGCUCUUCACGAUUUGUUGCCAGGACUUGCCAACCAUAAGUAGUUUUAAGGUUGAUUGGCCGGAACAGGGAAGCGGGUGGGUCUUUUGGGCAGGCGGUGUUUUACUGUGCGUGAGGUGGUGGUCGUUGAGGUGUGGUUUGGUGGGGUUGGUUGGGCUGUUACUGUUAUGGCCUACCGCAGGAAAUACAAGACCCCGGCCGUGAUAAAUCAUGACUUUAUCAUUCAGAAGCUUGUGGAUGCCACGUACGUCCUGGUGAUGAGUCUCCUGCUGUCCUCCUUUUCUGAGGUCGCAUCCAAGUACACCAUGAUGUUUCUUGCUGUGCAGUACAAUGUCACCUAUACCAUUGAUGACAGCAGUGAGCAGUUUGAUUUUUACGACUAUGGUCCCAAAGACAUUGCCACAAUCAGCUUCUACAUGCUUGUAGCUAUUAAAGUGCAUGCUGUAAUCCAGGAGUGCAUAUUAGAUAAAAUUAAUAGACAGCUGCAGCUGUCAGAACCAGAGCAGAGCAAAUUCAAUGAAUCGGGACAGCUCGCAUUGUUCUACUUGUUUUCAGUUAUAUGGGGAGCAGGUAUUUUGAAUGCAGAAGAAUUCACAAUGAACCUAACCUCGCUCUGGAAAGAUUAUCCCUUUUCUCGUAUGCUUUUUCAGGAAAAACUCUUCUAUAUUUGCCAGAUAGCCUAUUGGCUUCAUGCACUGCCGGAGCUGUACUUCCAAAAGAUUCAAAAGGAAGAUAUUCCAAGGCAGCUACGUUAUAUUUGCCUUUACAUUACUCAUAUCUCUGGUGCCUAUAUAUUAAAUUUGCAGCAUUUGGGGCUAAUUCUGGUGGUACCUCACUAUUUGGUGGAACUCCUUUUUCAUGCCUCGCGUCUCUUCUACUUCUGUGAUGAAGACAUGCAAAAAGGAUUUGUCAUUUGGGCUUUACUUUUCGUAAUAGUGCGUCUUUUGACCCUAACUGUAUCUGUCCUCACAUUUGGAUUUGGUCUGGCAAGAGCAGAGAAUCCAGAUUUUUCCAUAGCAGACGGAAACUUCAAUAUACUCCCUGUGAGGAUUGGCUGUCUGGGUGCUGUUUGUCUAACACAGGCCUGGAUGAUGCGGAAGUUUGUACAUUUUCAGCUGAAGAAAUGGAGAGAGUGUGUUGAGGACCAGAUUCCAAACAAAAAACCAACUAUCACAAAGAACAAACGAACAAAGAAGGAACCAGAAAAAGGUUUAGAAAGAGGACAAAUUCUGACAGGACAUCACUAAUCUUUCAGUAUGAAGUUAGGAAGAAAACCUGCUACAGUCAGGGAUUGUUCCAUGUGUUAAAUACAAUAUAGGGAAGGUAUGAGACAGGUAAUCAACUAGGAAUUCCCAAGUGCUUGGCAACUUCUUUGAAUUGCAGCUUUUGGAAGCAUUGCUAAUAAUGUCUAAUGUCUUCGAAAUUAGUUUUCUUUAACCAAAUACUUCAACCAAUUCCAAACCCUUAUGUCACAGCAAGAUCUGAGGUCAAUCCAGGCAUCUUGUUAUGAAGUCGAUAAAACAAAAGGCACAGUGGAUUUCUCAAACAGAAAUGAUUAGCCAAAGAAAUGCUAAUAAAAGCCAAAUCUAAGCCAGGGGUAAUGAGAGUAUUGUAAAGUCAUGUUUAUGUCACAGAGGAUCUUCAAAAGUCUUAGAAACACAGAGCCUAAGUGCCAUGGAAGAGACAGGUCAGAAAGCCUGUGCUUGAGGUCUAGGAUAAAGACUGCAGCGUGGUAGGGCUGUGUUUAGUGAAGUUUGUUUUGUGGAUUUUUUUGUUGUGGUGUUGGGAUUUUUGAAAUUAUUAUUUAUUUAAAUAUUGCUUUGUCAGUGUUUUGAGAACUGAGCUGAUUGUGUUUCUUUCUUCUUUCAACAUAAUGAAUGUCACAUAGAGUAACAGUCAAAUUGGACACUUCUUCCUGUUUCAGUUUUCAAGCCUUUGCUGAAGUUGCAUAAAAUCUGUCAGCACAGAUGUUGAGGCGUGUUCCCUAAUGAUGUAAUAGUUUAAUGAAUGAUCCUCUUAAGCUCUUUUAAUAUUUAAGGUUUUAAUUUAUGUAAAUCAACUGUGUGUUGUAUCUUGUCACAAUCUAAUUGUAACCUGAAUUCAUCUUUGCAAGUAGGCAUGUGCACAUAAAAAUAUAAAAUAUUACUGAGCAUUUGCCUUCUUGAGCAACCAAAAUUAGGUCCUCUUACUUUUAACCUUCCUUACCUCCUAGUGGGUAUCUAACAGUUGUUUUAUCUCUUGAAUAUUAUUUUAGAGAUAAAAGGAAGGGCAUAUUUUUAGGUGGUGCAGAACAGCUUAUGUUACAAAGCUGUAUCUCUGGUUUUGGACUGUGUAACAGGAAUGAACAGGUUGCCUUGGUUUUAAAAGCACAUUAACAAGAAACCUUCUUUAGCUGAUAAAUUUUACAUUCUCUUCUUAUUGAGUGUUGGAGUUGGCUACAAGAAGUGGAAUACAGUGGAGGUUGUAUGGUGGCAGAGCGAUGUGGACAGUAGCGUUGCUCCUGCCUGCUCCUGUUGAAGUCCACUAAAACCAGAAAUCAUUCGUGGUAGGUUCUAAAAAUGCAGGAUGUUGUCGGGGAGCUGGAGUUUCCAGCACGUUCUGAAAAAUGCUAGAAUUUCUAAACGCUCAGUCUUGUUGAAUGCUAAGUAACUAAUUAAUUAGUUUCACCAUUUUGUUCAUAAAUGAAUUGGGAUGGAGGAGGCAAUGUUUCAUCUAUAUUUGUUUCUUAAUGUUUAAAAUGGGCUGCUGCAUCUACUAAACUGAAAGCACAUAUGUACUGCCUUAUUUAAACCAUCUCAGUGUUGACUUUUACCACAAAAAACUGUCUAGUAGUUACAGAAAUGGGUAAAAAAACACUGAUGAGGUAAACUAUUUAAAUCUUAGAUGCUUAGCUUUAAGCCUCAGUAGCUGGAACUGAGCUUCUGAAUUUACUGGCCAUGAGCAAGAAAGAAAUGUUUACAAACUAGUGUUGUUCUAACAUUUAUUUGUUACAAUUGUCCCUUAACAUUCUCAUAUACAGUCACUCUUUCAGUGAAACCAGCAAAGUACUCCAGAUUACGUUGACUAAUGUGUGACUGUCUGAUGGCAACAAAGAUACUGGCUUGUUUUAAAUUCCCCCUGAAGAUGUAUUUUCUUUUCAGUUGACUUCUCUGUCCUUUUUCUGGUUAAACAAUUAGUGAUGAAAUGUGUUGUUUUUUACAAAAGCGUUAUGAAAAACAAAUUCACAUAACUUUAGCUUAUACAAUGAUUAAAUUACAUUUAUAGGUUAGUGAAAGGUUGCUGAAAAUAUGAAUUGUUUUGCUGAAACAUUAGGGUUUUUUUAUGUACUUUGUUUUAUGUGAGGAUUUGUUCUUUCUUUAAUAUGUGAUUAAUAAUCCACAGCACAAGAGCCAUGUUUUCAGUGCACGUGCAAGGUUCUGAUUACUCACUUGAUAAGAUAUUGCUGAAGAAAACUUUCUCCAUUUGAAAAAAAAUCUUUAAUGAUAUGUUUCUGAUGCAUCUCAUUUUGCACUAAAUUGUGUUUAAUUUUGUUGCCAUUAAAUAAUUUAUUUUAUUAUUAUGCUAAACCAGUUAUUCUGGCUAGUCUGGUCAGUUAGGCAGAUUAGCCACCCAAACUGGAUUGCUAGUUUAGGAAGAAGGUAUGGAUGUGUUUGGGAUUUAUUAAAAAAUUAUACUCCAAUUCUUCAACACUUUUACCCAUUUCCUAUCAGAGCUGGGUUUCUUUGCUGCUGCUUCAAUGUCAGAACAACUUUUCUCUUCAGUCCUUGCAGUAAUUUAAGGGGGUUUGUGUGUCAGAUAUUCUUCUCAACUCUAGUCAAGCCGCCUGCAAUCAAUCUGCUGCAAAGUUAGUGUACAGGGAAAAAAAAAUCAAAAUAACACAGGAGUUAAAGCAAGUUAAAAUUUUGCAGCCACCAUUUGUAUGAUUAUAAAAAAAUCCAAUACCAAAGACUUGGGGGGUGGAGAGAACUUUAGGUAUGGGGGAGCAGAGAGGCUUGUUAGGCGGUUUUCUUUUGUGCUGUCCUUUUCUAAUUUGGGGGGGGGGGGGGGAAAGGGAUGGAAAGAUACUUCUGUCCUGGAGUACAGCUGGAAAAUGUCAUAGCCUA
Messenger RNA from Strigops habroptila (Kakapo), 4144 nucleotides. Its product is annotated as translocating chain-associated membrane protein 1-like. Gene Ontology annotation, cellular component: endoplasmic reticulum membrane. The record is from RefSeq and is a predicted model, not a curated record. Gene Ontology annotation, biological process: SRP-dependent cotranslational protein targeting to membrane, translocation; protein insertion into ER membrane. The coding region runs from base 209 to 1288 and encodes 359 amino acids. Lineage: Eukaryota; Metazoa; Chordata; Aves; Psittaciformes; Psittacidae. The transcript has 12 exons.